UGAAAGGAGUGUGAGUUUUCAACCAUGGUUUCUUCGGUUUUUUCCUCUUUUGAACCUCGAACACCAAUCGAAGUGGCCGGGUUGUUGGCCGAAAUCCACAACGAUCCCUCUGAGAAAAAAGUGGAUCUACUAUCAGGAGCUUAUCGGACAGAGGAACGAAAACCAUGGGUUUUGCCUGUGGUCAGGAAAACUGAAAUUAUGCUAGCUAACGACGGCAAUACUUAUCAUGAGUAUGGACAUUUUCUGGGCUCCACAGAGUUCAAUUCUGCUACCACCUCCUUUCUACUGGGUAAAGAAUCCAUUGCCAUUAAGGAAGAGAGGACAUUGAGCGUUCAGACACUGGGUGCCACAGGGGCUCUCUCCAUUGGCGCUCGGUUUCUAAGGCAGUGUUUGGGACGUACACACUUUUACUUAUCUGACCCUUGUUGGGAGUUCCACGAAGCACUAUUCAUGCAAGCGGGUUUUGUAAAAAGCUCACGUUACCGGUAUUGGAAUGCAGAGAAAAGAUGCAUUGACAUGGAUGGACUCUUGGAGGAUUUGUCAAAGGCAGAGCCAAAUUCGGUUGUUCUACUCCAAACAUGUGCGCAUAACCCGACUGGGUGUGAUCCCACCCCCGAACAAUGGGCCAAAAUAGCUUCGAUCAUGAGGAAAAAUAAACUGUUUCCAUUCCUCGACAUGGCUUAUCAAGGUUUCGCAUCGGGAGAUAUUGAGGAGGAUGCAGAAGUUGUUCGCUAUUUCGUUGACCAGGGUUUCGAGUUUAUGUGCGCCCAAUCUUUUUCCAAAAACUUUGGUCUAUACGGUCAGCGAGCCGGAAGCCUCACUAUCGUUUCAAAUUGUGCUCAUACAAUUCCGCAUAUCGUAUCCGAGAUGAUUCUCAUUGCUGGAGGAAAUUACAUGGUUCCACCCCUUCAUGGAAGUAGAAUUGUUGCAACAGUUUUGAACGAUCCAACCCUCUUUGAAGAAUGGGAAAGAUGCGUUACAACUAUGUUCGACCGAAUAAUAGCGAUGAGAACAGGCCUUAAGAAGAGAUUAGAGACCUUGAAAACACCAGGUUCUUGGGACCAUAUUACAUCUCAGCGAGGCAUGUUCUGUUUCAUUGGCCUAGCACCCGCUCAAAUCGAGUACUUGAGAAAAAAGCACCAUGUCUAUACACUGAAAAACGGGAGGAUGAACAUCGCAGGACUGACAACCACAAACUUGGACCACGUCGCCAGAAGUAUUCACGAUGCAGUCUUGAAUGUGAAAGGAUAGAAUGAUCUCGAUCAAGAAUGAAAGUCGAUAUGUCGAUGGUAAUUAGUCGAAUCAGGCAUUUUAUCAAAUGCUUCGGCCGGUAGUUAAAUUUUGAAAGUUUACGGAAUUCUGUAAAUUUUAGGCGAGGAGUUCACGGGUUUUCAAUAUUGCAGGAAAAACAAAUGAAGAAUAAAAGAUCCGCUAACUCUUCUCGUUCCUUCCUUUUCAAAUGCCUCUCGUGUAUUUAAAUGCUAAAAUUUUAAAAAUUCUAUGUUUUAUGACGUGCUGACAAUUUCAAGAUACAUUUGAGUUCAGGAGCUAAAAAUCGUUUAAAAUACUACUGUAUGCUGCAUAUUUUUACAGAUAAUUCUUUCUUAAAGGAGCAACGAAUUAUUUUUUUCUAAAAUUAGGAAAAUAAUCAAAAUUUCAAUCUAAGUAAGAAUAUUUAACUAUUUGCCUAGGGAUUUGACAAAAUGCCUGAUUUGACUAUUUGACUGCGACAGAUAUAAAAUUAAGCUCAUUAUUUGAUACAGUGGCGAGGCGCGAUCGAUUAUCGAUAUUUCCCCAUUUGAAGCUAUGGGAAAGAAUCGAUUAUCAAGGUGUUCGAUGCGAACAUUCUGUUCAUCGAUACUUUUCCAUGGGCAGAUCAAUCGAUAUAUCGCAAAGCACGCUUCGCCACUGAUUUGAUAGGUUAUUCGUUGUUUAAUUGAACAAUGUCAAAUGUAUGUAACAUGAAAAAUAAGGCUAGUUUUUCAAGUUGUUGAGACGUUAGAUGUCACCGAAGUAGAUUCAGUUGAAAAAUUAAAAUGUUAAUCAAGUUAUA
Bemisia tabaci is the source of this 2053-nucleotide messenger RNA. Its product is annotated as aspartate aminotransferase, cytoplasmic. The record is from RefSeq and is a predicted model, not a curated record. Gene Ontology annotation, biological process: L-aspartate biosynthetic process. Gene Ontology annotation, molecular function: L-aspartate:2-oxoglutarate transaminase activity; pyridoxal phosphate binding. Gene Ontology annotation, cellular component: cytosol. NCBI's taxonomy places the organism in Eukaryota, Metazoa, Arthropoda, Insecta, Hemiptera, Aleyrodidae.